Molecule: messenger RNA, 537 nt
Organism: Gryllus bimaculatus (two-spotted cricket)
Lineage: Eukaryota; Metazoa; Arthropoda; Insecta; Orthoptera; Gryllidae
Source: the annotation of a GenBank genome assembly
AUGGCAGGAGAUGGCGCAGCUCACCUGGACGAGAAGAAGUUCCUGCUGGCGGUGGAGCGCGGCGAUGUGGCGUCCACGCGCCGUUCGCCCCGAUGGACUCCUUCCGCCCACUUCUUCCCGCGCACGGAAUUCGCCGCGCGCUGCGAAGAACGUCGCGUGGAGGCACGCGCCGCGCACGCGAAGGACGCGGAGCACGCGUGCGGGGGAGGCACGCGCGCGCGCGCACGUGCUGCCGUCACCCGAUCUUCGCUCACCCCGUCCUCCCUUCGUUUCAGCAGCGCGCGCCUCCAAGCCCUCCCGACGCUGCGAGGCCGGGGCUCGCGGUUCGGCUCAUUCAAGCCCAGUGGUCUUAUUCUUAAUUUGGUCAGGUCCAACACCCAGCCAUCCAUCCAUCCAGAGUUAUUUGGGCGCCUGAUCACUGACGACACAUCACGGGGCUUCCACAAGACUCCAGAUCAUCCACAUUCUCCGACUGUGGCUCCUAGUGACUAUGCCCCAUUCAACACAACGAAACCGGGUAUGCGUGGUAAAAAGUAA